Messenger RNA from Rubroshorea leprosula, 1981 nucleotides. Lineage: Eukaryota; Viridiplantae; Streptophyta; Magnoliopsida; Malvales; Dipterocarpaceae. The record is from the annotation of a GenBank genome assembly.
UGUUUCUAUAAAUCUGUGUAUACAGACGAAUUAAGUAUAAUUCACUGGUUCUUAAACACGAUUUUUUCCUCUUUUAUUUUAGCUUUCUGUAUACGUUUUCCCUUCCCUCCACAUAUUCCCAAUUUUCCCUCCCCAAAUUCUGAGUUUCCCUCUCCCUGUAGGCCUAAGUAUUUCCGUCCCCCUCCCAAAUCUCCAAAAUUUGGAAUCGAUUUUCCUAAAACUCAAAAACCCAUUCGAACCUAACUGCAAAAUUCAGAAGCUCGACUCUAAUCCAUCAACAACAGGAGGUCAGUAGGAGGUUUUCAGCGGAGGAGAGGCAGUGGCGUGCUGCUUGGCUGAGUGAAAUGGAGGCUUCUGUUGAGGAUCUGGUGGCGGAGAGGCAGUGCCGUUACUGAGAGAAAAAGAAGGUUGAAGAAUUUGCUCCAAAAAUUCAACAGGUACUUUGUAAAAAGUCCUGGCUGCAUCAAAUCAUUUUGUCACCAACCAAGUUUUGGCCAUGGGAAGAUGGUACUAAUUCCUUGGCUAUGGCCAAAAGAAGAAGUAAGAUACAUAUGUUUUCCACUAAUUACUUUGAUUAUUGGUAAUUUUAUGCUGAUGCAAAUUCCCCUUUUGAUACAAAUUACAAUGAGAGCCAAUUUUGAGUUCAUAAACAAGCUUGGAGUUGAUAAGUGGUGUUUCCACGACAGGGAUAUAGCUCCUGAUGGCAAAACUCUGGAGGAAACCAAUGCAAAUUUGGAUGAAGUGGUAGCUCUUGCCAAAGAGCUUCAGGGAAGCAAAAUCCGUCCUUCAUGGGGUACAGCCCAGUUGUUUGUACAUCCUCAUUACAUGCAUGGUGGUGCUACCAGCUCUGAAUUAGGAGUUUAUGCAUAUGCUGCUGCUCAGGUCAAGAAAGCCAUUGAGGCAAGAUUUCUUGAAACUAUUGUUGCCUACAAGAAGAAGAUUGGAUUCAAUGGUUUAGCAUUAAGGGCCAACGGAUUUUAUGUUCUUUUAGGUGUUGUUAAAUUUGAUCCAAAAACUGUUUCUGCACCUGGGUUUUCUAAAAGGUUUUAAAUCUCUUUCACAUGCCUUUUUUGUCUUCGUGAUACUAUUACAAAAUUAUGACAUGUUCUUCUAUUGGAAGUCCCACUUAGUUUCUUAUGUAUUUUGGUAUGCUAAAUUAAUCUUCCUUAUGUUAGCCUAUUCCCCAUUGAGAUAAAUACCUUUCAUCUUUAUAUUUUUUUUACUUAAUAGUAUUCAGGCAUAUCUAUGGUUUUUCAAAAUCUACAUUAUGCAUUUAUGCUUUGGCCUUGUUUUAUCUUAUUGCAUACUUUAUAAUUGAUUGGGAAUUAAUGGAGCUUUCUAGUACCUGUUCUGUUAUGCCAUGGUAAUUAUAUCUGGAAACAUAGAAUUCUAUCUUGAGAUUUUUUGUUAUCUGUUAUUUAAUAGGCUAACAACCUCUGCAAUAAUUGAAAGAGUUCCAAGCAAAUGGCCACGUCCUGUAUGGCAUCCUCCAUGGAAGAACUGCAGGGUAAGAAGCUUAUACUUUAUGAUAGGGUGGAUGGUAAAAGAAUUGUUUGGGUAUUUUCUAAGGGUGAUAGUCACAGCUAGUUGAAUAAUAAGUUCUGUUGAUCGUUUCUUUGUCUUCUUCUUUUUUAAAUGUCUUGGAGCUAAUAUAAGUAACAUAGAAUUUUCUUUAUUCACUUUGAUGAUUGGAGUAUAUUUAGCUUAAAAUUAGUUAUCAAACUUUUUGCAUCUAUAUCUUUUGCAUCCACCCAGCUGAUUACUGUCCACCCUCAUUUUCAAUUAGUUAGUCAAAGUAAUGUUAGGUUUAGGCAUGCAUUACACGCAUCAGAACAUAGAUUUUUUUUUUUUUUUUGGGUCAACGAUAUCAUAACACAGUUGGUCUGUAAAGGUAAAGGUUUAUACCCAUGGUGGAAUUUUUAAAAAAAUUUUUAGGGUCUACACCAACGGAAUUAUCCAUCAGUAAAUGUAUAGGUCUAUG